CGAAAAUCUACGGUAAGGUACGGUGUAAGACGGUGUUUGUUACUACUUCCUCCGUCAACAUCCGUCCCAAGUAAACGUGACUGUUAAUAAAUUUCAAGCAUAAUUUUUAGCAUAAAUAUCGAAAUGGCAGACCUGUCAGAUAUGAGGCACCCUUAUCAUGGGAUUGAUUUCAAGUUUGAUAUGUCAGAUCUGGCAAGUAGAGAUCCAAUAAAACAAUUUGAGGCAUGGUUUGAAGAUAUUCGUAAAAACAAAAAAGUUGAGGAACCAAAUGCCAUGGCUCUUGCUACAGCAACAAGGUCAGGAAUACCUUCAGUAAGGAUUGUGUUAUGUAAAAAUAUAUCUCCAGAGGGAUUCACAUUUUUCACAAAUUAUGAGAGUAAAAAGGGGAAAGAACUGGAAGAAAAUCCACAAUGCUCUUUAAUGUUUUACUGGGAACCUCUGAAAAGAUCUGUAAGAAUUGAAGGAAAAGUUGAGAAGAUAUCCACAGAUAAGUCUAAGGAGUAUUUCAACUCAAGACCAAAAGAAAGCCAGAUUGGUGCAAUAGUUAGUAAUCAAAGUACAGUAAUUCCAGACAGACAAACAUUAGAUAGGAAAUUGAAGGAUCUGAAGGAACAAUAUGGGGGAGACGAUGUUACUGUGCCUAAACCUGAUUACUGGGGAGGAUUCUUGGUGCGACCAUAUCAGUUUGAAUUCUGGCAGGGGCAGACAAACAGGCUUCAUGACCGAAUCCAGUUUCGUAAACUUUCCGACGGUGAAACUUUUAACGAGACUCUUAUGGUGAAAGGAGAAGGUGACUGGAUCAUAGAGAGAUUAUCGUCAUAGCGAUAAUUGUAGUGCUAUGAAAUACUAAACUUACAUGGGUGCAAGUUUUCAGGCAUA
Ruditapes philippinarum (Manila clam) is the source of this 879-nucleotide messenger RNA. RefSeq names its product pyridoxine-5'-phosphate oxidase-like. Gene Ontology annotation, molecular function: FMN binding; pyridoxamine phosphate oxidase activity. The record is from RefSeq and is a predicted model, not a curated record. Gene Ontology annotation, biological process: pyridoxine biosynthetic process; pyridoxal 5'-phosphate biosynthetic process. NCBI's taxonomy places the organism in Eukaryota, Metazoa, Mollusca, Bivalvia, Venerida, Veneridae. The coding region runs from base 124 to 822 and encodes 232 amino acids. The transcript has 7 exons.